Messenger RNA from Malassezia globosa CBS 7966, 2709 nucleotides. RefSeq lists its product as uncharacterized. NCBI's taxonomy places the organism in Eukaryota, Fungi, Basidiomycota, Malasseziomycetes, Malasseziales, Malasseziaceae. The transcript has a single exon. Gene Ontology annotation, cellular component: preribosome, large subunit precursor; nucleus; nucleolus. Bases 1 to 2709 code for a protein of 902 amino acids. The record is from RefSeq and is a predicted model, not a curated record. Gene Ontology annotation, molecular function: rRNA (guanine) methyltransferase activity; rRNA (uridine-2'-O-ribose)-methyltransferase activity. Gene Ontology annotation, biological process: maturation of LSU-rRNA from tricistronic rRNA transcript (SSU-rRNA, 5.8S rRNA, LSU-rRNA); rRNA methylation; maturation of 5.8S rRNA from tricistronic rRNA transcript (SSU-rRNA, 5.8S rRNA, LSU-rRNA).
AUGGGAAAGCACGAGAAAAAGGCCGGAAAGGGCCGUCUGGAUAAGUUCUACUGGCUUGCGAAGGAGCAGGGAUAUCGAUCGCGUGCUGCUUUCAAGCUUGUACAAUUGAACAAGAAAUACAAUUUCUUAGAGAACGCACACUGCUGCAUUGAUUUGUGCGCUGCACCAGGUGGAUGGCUUCAGGUUGCAAGCAAACACAUGCCACCGAACAGCCUUAUUCUGGGCGUAGAUCUUGUGGCCAUCAAACCCAUUCCUCGAUGCAUAACUUUUGCCGAGGACAUCAACUCGUACCGGUGUCGAGAACAACUACAAGAACACAUGAAGGAUUGGAAAGCUGAUGUUGUUCUUCAUGAUGGCGCACCGAACGUCGGUACGGCUUGGGUUCAGGAUGCGUACGCACAGAAUGAACUUACACUGCAGUCCCUUAGACUCGCAGUCGAGUUCCUUGUUCCUGGCGGUACAUUUGUGACAAAGGUUUUCCGCUCGAAAGACUAUAAUAAUCUAAUGUGGGUUUUCCAGCAGCUUUUUCACCACGUGGAAGCAACGAAGCCGCCGUCAUCUCGAAACGUAUCUGCAGAGAUUUUUGUUGUAUGCCAGCGCUUUAAGAACCUGUCGCGUAUUGAUCCCAAGUUCCUUGACCCUCGCUACGUAUUCAAAGAGUUGGAUCCGUCUGGGAAGGAUCUUCUGGGAACAAGCUCGCAAAAUUUGCUAGAAAAUGUCCUCAAUCCUGAGAAGAGCCGGCGCAAACGUGAAGGUUACGAAGAAGGCAAUUAUACCCUGUAUAAAACCAUCGGUGCUGAUGCCUAUAUUCGCGGUGCUGAUGCAGUUGCCAUGCUCGGUACCUACAACCGCAUUACUUUUGACACUGACGUUGACAAGACAUAUCUCCAGCAUCCGGCGACAAAUGAUGAUAUCAAGGCGAAUUGUGAGGAUCUGAAAGUCCUUGGUCGGCGCGACUUCUCGUCGCUGAUGAAGUGGCGCAAAGCCGUGCGCCAAUCGAUGAAUCUCGAUGCCCGUCCCGAUAAAACCGAAUCACAUAAUGUCACGGUGGAAAUGGAGCCGCUGAACGAAGAGGAUGCGAUGGACGAGGAACUGGCACGGCUUAAUGAAGAAGCCUCGAGACGGGCGCGGAAGGAACGACGCAGACGCAAUGAAGCACGCGCCAAGAGUCUCCAAAAACUACAGCUUAAUAUGACUCUACCUGCCGACGCCGGUGAAGACUGGCAGGAUCGCGCACUUCAGGGCGAAGACAUGUUUUCUCUUGAUUCGGUGAAUAGGCGGCCAGCACUGGAGAGGGGUGCGAACUCUGUCGAUUUACUCGAUGCUGAUGAAGCCCAAAGUUCUGAUAAUAAUGAUGACGUUCACCACGAACAAGGGAACGAAGAGGAUGACGACGAUGAUGAUGAUUUGGACGUCGACGACGAUCGUGAGCGUCGUAUUCGUGAGCUGGAGUCAGGCAUGGACACACUCUAUGAGCAGUACCAGCAGCAGCUUCAAAGACGUGACACCAAGUACCUCGCGAAGGAAGCUAGACGCAAGUCCGGAAAGUACGAGGAAUGGGAUGGUAUAUCGUCCAAGUCAGACGAUGGUACAGAUCAAGGAGACAGUGACGAAGAUGGGCCGAAGGCCAUGGGGUACGAUGCAAUGAAUAAGCGGAAAUUCCAUGAGGAAACAUAUGACUCGGAUGAUGCUGAGGACGAUGAGGACGAGAGAGAUAAUUCGCGUGAACUUGAGGUGUCCAGUGACCGGUCACAGCUGCGCAAGCCUCAUGCAGCUGCAAAGAGCACGCCUAAGUUGUCACAGAGUGGCGACAUUUCCCUGAGACCUCUUGAGCCCUUUAAGAGUGUGGAUCAGCAACAAAGCGCAGCCUCAGCACUGUGGUUUGACAAUCCUGUGUUUCAGGACAUGGUGCCGUUGGAAAUGCUUGCCCCUAUGUCGAAGAAAGUGUCGCGCGAACCAACGCCUGAACUGGAAGAAGAAGGCGAGGAAGAAGAUGAAGAAGAAAAUGAUUCAGAAGAACUUGAUGACCAGCAUGAUAUGGACGAAGAUGACGACACUAUGGAACUUGUGCCAUCUAAUGAACUUGAUUCUAUCCCCGAUGACGACUGGAAUGUGGAUGAUGAAGACCAGGUUGCAAGGAAUCAAGAACGUAUCAGAAAGCACGGUUUGCAAACAGCUGAGGCAGUAUCUAUGGCGCAUGCUCUUGUGAACCGUCAAAUGACCAAGACGGAUCUCGUAAACCAAGGCUUUAAUCGUCACAGUUUCAACGACAAGUCUGGCUUACCGGAAUGGUUCCUAGAGGAUGAAAACAAACACUACAAGACAAAUAUCCCACUAUCGAAGGAGGCUGUUGAAGCACUCCGUGCACGACAGCGUGCCUUGGAUGCACGGCCGAUUAAAAAGGUUGCUGAAGCCAAAGCGCGAAAGAAGCAUCGUGCUGCCAUGCGACUUGAGCGUGCACAAAAGAAAGCAGAAGCUAUCAAUGAGAAUGCCGACUUGUCCGAGCGUGAGAAGGCAGAAAACAUUAGCAAGAUUAUUGCCCGCUCAGGCCAAAAGACUGAAAAGAAGGCUCCUCAGCUUGUUGUUGCUCGUGGUCCAAACCGCGGUAUUAAAGGACGACCUGCAGGGACGAAAGGCCGAUACCGGAUGGUUGACCGACGUAUGAAAAAGGAACUACGUGCGCAGAGUAAGUCUAAAAAAUGCGAAUAG